GGACCUGGGGCCGCCGUGGGUAGGUGGAGCGUGGACGUUGCCGGCCAUGCGGGGCCGGUGUGCAGCCGCCGUGAGGUACCUGCCGUACUUCUGCCGUGGGGAGGUGGUGAAGGGCUUCGGCAGGGGCUCCAGAGAGCUCGGCGUGCCCACCGCUAACUUUUCUGAGCAAGUAGUCGAAAGCUUUCCAUCCGAUAUCCCUACUGGUAUAUACUAUGGAUGGGCCUCUGUUGGAAAUGGAGAUGUGCAUAAAAUGGUUUUGAGCAUAGGAUGGAAUCCUUUCUAUAAGAAUAUUAAGAAAUCAGUGGAAACACACAUUAUCAACACGUUCAAGGAAGACUUCUAUGGAGAAAUUCUUAGUAUAGUCAUUACUGGAUAUAUUCGAUCAGAAAAAAACUUUAAUUCUUUAGAGACACUUGUUUCAGCAAUUCGGGAGGACAUUGAAGAGGCAAAAAGACAACUCGAUUUACCAGAGCACCUUAAACUCAAAGACAACUUCUUUGAUCUACCAGAAGGGAAAAUAGUAAACCACUGAGCGGAACCACUUUUUUUUUCCUUGUUAUGGAUCUCUUCUUGGCCUAGUUAUGUAUCAUAUAUAAUUUGAUACAACUUAGACUUGUGUUGUGGAUCUGUCUGAAAUCAAGUUAAUUCUCUUCACAGGAGCUCUUCUGGCGCUGUGUUUUAGAUUUGUGACCUAACGUCCUAAUGUUUUAUCUGUUCCCCAACAGUGUUUGCAAAGUGUCAAGGCCUUUUCUAUUUCUUAUUCUGACCCGAGUGCAUCCACUGGGGCUGUGCAAGAGGUCAGGAGGGGACACAGCCACGCAGGUGAUGUGAAGUAACUAAAGAGAUGUUCUGUGCCACGUAGUGCCAUGCUCUGCAAUAAAAUGGAAGGGGAGUGUGGUUCAGGUUGGUUAGCCAUCUUUGCUUGGGUAACAGGUGGGCAUUGGUCUACCCGUGCAAGAUGGUGAGUAAUAAACAUUUUUCUCUUAUCCCACUACUUUGCUUGUUAAAUUAUCUUCACCCAUUAGCUUUCCUACUUUUCCUUUCUUCUUUCCUUUCCCACUGGGAGUGAGUGGGACUGAGUGAGCGGUGCUUAACUGCCUACCAGGGUUAAUCCACAACUGUUUGUUUGCGUGACUGUGAUUGGAACUGAGCACUGAAGCGGCACAUUGUGAUUUAAGUUCUCUUGUGUUGACUGGUCAUGAAACAAGGCAUGCAAAAGGAGGAUAAAGCUAUUUUAGGUCCUUAUAGAUAAAAUACAAAUCCUUUUCAUACCAAUUAUAUAAAGAUUUUAACACGUGUGGAACAUGACCAGAGUAAACUAAUUGCCAAGUUUUAUGUCAUCACAUCUGACAUAUCUAGCAGCUUAGAAUAAAUGAGUCAAAAGUUGACCUGUCAUGCACGAAGCCAAAGAUUGAAUAACAGUAAAAGGAAUAAUUCACUGUAAUUCUUAAUUUUGAUUGCAAUUAUUUAUUAGUCUUAAUUGAAAUUAAGGAAGUCUCUUUUACUUACUGAGUUACUGGAAUAGGAAUACUUCUGUCUAGUUGACUGUACAUACAACAGCAUGUAACACAUGCAGCUUCCUUCUAAGGAGAUGUUUCUCUAAAGUUCAAGAAAUGAAUGAUGAGGAGAAAGCUAAUAUAUAUCAAAGUUUUAGGCUCAAAGGAUAAGGAGCCGGUCUUAGCAAUAUUUCUAAGGCAGAGAAAAUAACAAAACAACUUUGCAUUUCAGUUGCUGCUGGCAGCUGCCUUAGAUAAGAGCCUUUGGAUUAAUCAUUAUACUGACAAUGAAAUGACUCAGUAAAAUGUUGAAUUUAGAAUCUAAAGCACGAAAGUCCCUUCAAGUGUCUGCACAAAGUAUGGGCAUAAUCCAGACUUUUCACUGUAGAUCAGUGAAAGUCUUCAGAAGUUUUUAGAAUAAUGUAUCUUUAUUAAGUACGGAGUUUUUUUAAUGUAGAAGUUACUGUGGCCUUUUCUACUCUGAAAUGAUUACACAGGUGCUGCAAAAAUUCAUGAUAACUUGGAAAAGAUCUGUUAAAAUAUAAAUACAGGUGGUUGCAUGUACUAUAUACUUGGAAGUCUGUGCUUCUAAAUCUACUCCCCCUGCUCUGUGACACAAUUUUCUGAAUUUCCUCCUAGUCUCCUCCUAUUUUAAUCUCUUGUUUCACUCUAGCAGUUUAAAAAGCUUGGACAAAAAACAAACAAACAAAAAACAACAACAAAAAAACAAAGGGAUAUUUUUUGGAAAAGGCACUGAACAAGUCAAGGAAUCUUUAUUGCUGCAUAGAACUUUAGCAGAACUCAUUGAAAGGAAUUGCUCAUCAUUCCUGGUGAUGGCAAGAAAGCAGAGAUACAGUUCUUGAGGGAGGAAAGAGUGAUUUCUAAAUAACUUGCUGCACUAAACUGUGUUUUUGCCUUUAAUGCUAAGGUUGUUUACAAAUAUAACUCUCCAGAGACACUGACAGUUUUGUCUUCUCUGUUAUCUGAUAUUUUCAGCACGCUUUAAUCUUAGUAAGAAAACAUUUUUAAAAAAUUAUUUGCUGUAUGAAGGGAAAAAAAGAAAAAAACAGUUUAAUAGACUUUAAUUGAUUGCAUGUUGGAAAUGUAUGAGAAUUAUCUGGAAAGUAGUAGCUCUUUCUUUUCCUCUUUAAAAUAGAGAGAUGAUGAGGGGAUAUUUUCACCUUUUUUUUUUUCCUUCUUUUUUUUUUCCUCUCUUUUUUUCCCAAGGGAUACAUUCUUGAGUUUGUAACAAUGCGAGGUUCUUGUUCCAUAUUUUAUACUUCUGGAGGAACUAAGAAGCCAUGCUAGUCAGUGAAGUCUGUUGUAAAGAAAGUGUUUGAAGAAUAAAUCUUUUUUCACUGUAGUAUAUAUGUCUAAGCUUUUUUUUUUUUUUUUUUUUUUCCCUCCAUGGAAUUCAUGUGUCAGUUGUGAAAACCUGGUGCCUUAAGCUGAUUGUCUCAGUAAUGCUAUUCUGUGACUACUAGUGAAUGCUACUGUACAAAAAUCUGUUCAUUGCUGCUUUCAGAACAGCUGUGCUUGAUGAUAGAAAGCAGUAGCAAAGGGAAAAUUUGGAAAACUUAGUUUGCUCACAGCUUUAACCUAAAGUAAGAAGAAUGUUAACAGUAAAACAAUAAACUCUAUGUGUUUGUCUUCAUGUUAGGGGAGAUGUAAUUGCAUUCAUUUGGUUGAGUGUACCUAUUUGUGUGUUAUUUAAAAUCAGAUAUUUUAUAUAAUUUUUCUAAGUUCAAUACACGAUCCCUAGUACAGUAUAAAAUUUAUGACGUGUUCUAUUUUUGUAUUAUGUGCAAAUAACUUUACCUUGUUGUGGUACUGUACUAUUAAUAAAAGAAUGUAAUUAAAAACA
Molecule: messenger RNA, 3360 nt
Organism: Gallus gallus (chicken)
Lineage: Eukaryota; Metazoa; Chordata; Aves; Galliformes; Phasianidae
Gene: RFK
Product: riboflavin kinase
Exons: 4
Coding region: 47-532 (161 amino acids)
Biological process (GO): FMN biosynthetic process; riboflavin biosynthetic process
Cellular component (GO): mitochondrion
Molecular function (GO): riboflavin kinase activity
Source: RefSeq, a predicted model, not a curated record